CAGCUAUUAUCGCGUAUCGCAAGGCGCGUAUCUGUGCUAUUCCAAAAGCUGAGAAGAUAACAUCCAACAACGACCUCAGUCCUAUAUCCAUUCUUCCAACCCUAUCCAAGAUCUUCGAACGUUUGGUUCCUCGACAAAUGUCUGAUUUCGUAACAAACACAACUACUGGAGUAGUUCAGUUAGUGCCUACCGCAGAGGUCACAACACCACGACUGUCAUGUUGGCAAUGCGAGAUGACAUUUAUCGAGCUGUGA
Molecule: messenger RNA, 254 nt
Organism: Paramuricea clavata
Lineage: Eukaryota; Metazoa; Cnidaria; Anthozoa; Malacalcyonacea; Plexauridae
Source: the annotation of a GenBank genome assembly